AUGACACGAGUUCUACUCACAGGAGGAAGCGGCUUCAUUGCUGCGCAUACCCUUGAUAUUCUCCUAGACCAUGGCCACAGUGUAGUUACUACGGUGCGCACCCAGGAGAAGGCGGACAAGAUCAAGGAGUCGUACAAGAGUGCGGUCGACAAGGGCCAAUUGAGUUUCGCAAUUGUGCCAGACAUUGCUCAGCCAGACGCUUUCGAGAAAGCUGUCAUCUCAGACCCUCCAUUCGAGGCUGUACUUCAUACUGCCAGUCCGUUCCACUUCAAUGUUACGGAUGUACAAAAAGAUUUGAUUGACCCUGCUGUCAUUGGAACAACUGGAAUCUUGAAGUCGAUCAAGAAGAGUGCACCCUCCGUCAAGAAUGUCGUCAUCACAUCCUCGUUCGCUGCCAUCGUAAACGGAAGCAAAGGCUUCUGGCCGGGACACUCUUACUCAGAGGACGACUGGAACCCGAUCACACAAGAAGAGGCGCAGGAGAACCCGAUGAUGGGAUACAGAGCGAGUAAGACGUUCGCCGAGAACGCGGCGUGGGAGUUUGUCAAGAACGAGAAGCCCAACUUCUCCAUUUCUACCAUCAACCCACCGAUGGUCCAUGCUCUUGACAGUCUUGAAAACAUGAACACCUCCAACCAGCGCAUCCUAUCGGCGGCACAGGGCAAGUUCAAGAACGAAAUCCCUCCUAGUGGUGUACAUCUGUGGGUAGACGUUCGUGACGUUGCAGAGGCACACGUAGCCGCGUUUGAGAAGCCAGACGCUGCCAACAAGCGCUUCUUCGUCACAGCCGGAUACUUCUCCAACAAGGAGCUAUGCCAGAUCAUCAAGAAGAACUUCCCUGAAUUCAAGGAUCUGCCGAGCGACGAGACACCCGGCGGCGACUACCCAGAAGGCACGCCUGAGAAGGGCUUAUACGGGUACAACAACAAGCGCUCCAUUGACAUCCUCGGUCUGAAGUACAAGACCUUCGAGCAGUCGAUUGUCGACUCUGUCAAGUCUUUCCAGAAGAAGGGGUUGUAG
Alternaria atra is the source of this 1020-nucleotide messenger RNA. RefSeq lists its product as uncharacterized. Bases 1 to 1020 code for a protein of 339 amino acids. Gene Ontology annotation, molecular function: oxidoreductase activity, acting on the CH-OH group of donors, NAD or NADP as acceptor. The transcript has 4 exons. The record is from RefSeq and is a predicted model, not a curated record. Lineage: Eukaryota; Fungi; Ascomycota; Dothideomycetes; Pleosporales; Pleosporaceae.